Callorhinchus milii (elephant shark) is the source of this 1415-nucleotide messenger RNA. It is a transcript of the gene yjefn3, whose product is annotated as YjeF N-terminal domain containing 3. The coding region runs from base 128 to 874 and encodes 248 amino acids. Lineage: Eukaryota; Metazoa; Chordata; Chondrichthyes; Chimaeriformes; Callorhinchidae. Gene Ontology annotation, cellular component: mitochondrion. The transcript has 6 exons. Gene Ontology annotation, molecular function: NAD(P)HX epimerase activity. The record is from RefSeq and is a predicted model, not a curated record.
CAAAUGAGGAUGCAGUGCAGUACAAGAGGUGUAGUCAGUGCUGACAGUUAACAGCAACACACACACACACACACACAAUCACAACUCACACACACACACAGCAAAAGCCACUUCAACACCAGGGCAAAUGGCCAGUGUGAACCACACAUCAGAGCAGGAGGCAGAGCUGAGUGAACCCAUCAAAUUCCUCAGUAAAGUGGAAGCAAAUGCCAUGGAAAAGGAACUCUUCGAAGAUUACAGAUUUGGACAACAGCAGCUCAUUGAGAUUUACGGACACAGCUGCGCGAUGGCAAUGGCAAAGGUUUACCCUCUGAGUUCCCUCCACAAGAAGCAGCCCACGGUGUUGGUGAUCUGUGGGCCCGAACAGAACGGCGCCAUUGGGCUGGUGUGUGCCAGACACCUGCGCAUCUUUGAAUACGAACCGACAAUCUUUUACCCGAAGCGCUCCUGUAACCCACUCUACCUGGACAUCACUAUCCAGUGUGAGAAGAUGGAUAUCCCAUUCCUCUCCUACCUUCCAACAGAGGUCCAGCUGAUAAACGACGCGUAUAACAUCAUCGUGGACGCUAUGUUGGGUUUGUCAGACAAGAUAGAGCUGAAGGAACCUUUCUCUGGCAUCCUUACAACCCUCAAACAAGUGAAAAUCCCUAUGAUCAGCGUGGAUGUGCCAUCAGGGUGGGAUGCGGAGAAUGGGACCACGGAUGGCAUUAACCCAGAGGUCCUGAUAUCCCUGGCAGCGCCCAAGAAGUGUGCCACGCACUUUUCUGGAAAGUUCCACCUCCUGGCCGGGAGAAACUUGCCUUACGACCUGCAGAAGAAGUACGAGCUCAACCUCCCCGAUUACCCAGGAAACGACUGCGUGGUGCAGCUCUGAGAAGGAGCCAGCCAAAAGAAAAGGGGAUUAGAGGACUUUCCCAAAUCAGGCCGGGCGAAGCCACGUCAGGAUAAAUACGUGGCAACGGCCCCCUGUGGGAGACACAUUGAUCGCGUUUUGUGGAACUCUCUUUUUAAUUAAAAAAAAGUGGAAAGUGUAUCUCCUCGCUAAGGAGUCACAUUUUACAUGGCUCCAAUUCAGUUCUGUCCAGUUCAGUUCCGUUUAGUUUGCCCUGAAGCUCUCUGUGUGUGUGUGUGUGUGUGUGUGUUGUGGCCGCUUCUCUCUCUCUCUCUGUACUCUCUAAACGUUUUAUAAUAUUCGCAAAAGGACGCUGUUAGCAGGCUGGGAAUGACCUUUAUGCUGCUGCUGGAAGGACGAAUCCCAACAAGUUGGGCCGUUCCGGCGAUUCCUCCUGAUAUUACCCGCCGGGUCACAACAAAGCCCGACCAGCAACCGGAGUUGAGUUGAGAUAGGGACGCUCCUCAGAAAGCAUUGUUGUUUUGUUUCCGCGGGUAAUAACCCCUUCAAAAAAAUAUAUAAU